Molecule: messenger RNA, 5467 nt
Organism: Drosophila elegans
Lineage: Eukaryota; Metazoa; Arthropoda; Insecta; Diptera; Drosophilidae
Exons: 2
Coding region: 32-2521 (829 amino acids)
Molecular function (GO): protein binding
Source: RefSeq, a predicted model, not a curated record
AAUCGGCAGCAGGAGCGCCGAACGGAGCCAUAUGCACCACAGCAUGGAGCGCAGGAGGAGCAGGACCCCGAAGACUCUGCCAGUCUGUUGGAUGCUGCUGUGCCUGGUGGCCUGGACUUUGGCGGAUGACUGGUCGCUGAGCUGCGCCUCCAACUGCACCUGCAAGUGGACCAAUGGAAAGAAGUCGGCCAUCUGCAGUUCCUUGCAGCUGACCACCAUUCCGAACACCCUGAGCACGGAACUGCAGGUGCUGGUGCUGAAUGACAACCACAUACCUUAUCUCAACCGGGAGGAGUUCUUCACCCUGGGCCUGCUGAACCUGCAGCGCAUUUACCUCAAGAAGUCCGAGGUGCAUUACAUACACAAGGAGUCGUUUCGAAAUCUCAAGAUCCUGGUGGAGAUCGACUUGUCGGACAACAAGCUGGAAAUGCUGGACAAGGACACAUUCAUGGGCAACGAUCGUCUGCGGAUACUGUAUCUGAAUGGGAAUCCCCUCAAGCGCCUGGCCGCCUAUCAGUUUCCCAUACUGCCCCACCUGCGCACCUUGGACAUGCACGACUGCCUGAUCUCCUACAUUGAUCCCAUGUCCCUGGCCAAUCUCAAUCUGCUGGAGUUCCUCAACCUGAAGAACAACCUGCUGGAGAGCCUGAGCGAGUACGUCUUCCAGCACAUGAACAACUUAAAGACGCUCUCGCUGGAGGAAAAUCCCUGGCAGUGCAACUGCAAGUUGCGAAAGUUCAGGGGUUGGUAUGUCACCAGUCGCCUGAGUUCGGUGAGUCUGGUGUGCAAAGGACCGCCGGCUCAGAAGGAUCGCUCCUGGGAUAGCGUGGAUGAUGAGCUCUUCGGCUGUCCUCCGAGAGUGGAGAUCUUCAACAACGAGGAGGUGCACAACAUUGAUAUCGGCAGUAAUACCACCUUCAGUUGCCUGGUCUAUGGUGAUCCUUUGCCAGAGGUCGCCUGGGAACUGAACGGAAAGAUCUUGGACAACGACAACGUGCUCUUCGACUCGGAGAGCAUCGCGUCAGACAAGCUGUGGAGCAAUCUCACCGUAUUCAACGUGACUAGUCUGGAUGCUGGCACCUACGCCUGCACGGGCUCGAAUGCCAUCGGUAGCAUGACCCAGAACAUCAGCAUCUACCUCAGCGAGAUCGUUCAGCAUGUCCUGGAGAAGACACCUGAGACGUUCUGGUACUUCGGCCUCAUCAUGGGAAUCUUCGGCACCGUCUUUCUGCUGAUCUCUAUCUCGUUUGUGGUGUGUCUGUGCAAACGCACCACCCGGCAGCAUAGGCAUGCCAACAAGGCGGGUGUGAAGUCCAGCGUGAGCUUUAAUGAUCAGGAAAAGAAGCUGCUGGACUCAAGUGUUACCACAACCACCAAUGAUCGAGGCGACAGCUACGGCAUCGACAACCAGCCCACCUCCCACAUGGGCCUGAACAAGGCGGACUCGGCCGGCAUGGGCUUUAACCAGAUCGAGAUCCAUGCUGUGGAGAGCCAUCGCCAUGGCAGCAUGUUGGUGCAGCAGCAGCCGCAGCAGCAGCAGGUGGCCGGAGGUUCUGGCAUGCGGCAGCAACUGAUGCAGGUCAAGGAUCCCACCUGCGGCGGCAUGAUGAGUGUGCCCACCUCGAUGGCUGGCCACGCCCACUCGCAUCCUGCCCAGAUCUCCGAGGAGUUUCCGCUUAACGUGGGCGUUUUUCCACCGCCACCAGAGUUCUGUUCGAACAUAGUACCGAAUCCUGCCUUCGGGGGCAACAUUUUCAUUCGUGUAUCUGUUACCCAGGACAUGUUGGAUGGUGCGGACCUGAACAUGUAUCCGGAUCUGCUGAAUAUUCCCAAGAGGAUGCAGGAUGUGCAGGAGACGGGUGCCGGUACGGUGGCCGUGCCAGAGGGUCAGUUUGCUACGUUACCCAGGCAUACAGCCAGAAGGGGUAUACUGAAAAAGGACACCUCUCUGCAGCAGCAGCAGCAGCAACAUCAGCAACAUCAGCAGCAGCAACAUCAGCAACACCUGCAACUUCAACAACAUCAGCAAUCCGGACUCUAUACUCAUGACGAAAUCGUGACCUACAACCUGGAGGCCAGUGGCUAUGACCCCCACCAGUCGGCGUACCACAGCAAUGCCAUGGAGCUGCCACCGCCCCCGCCGCCGCCCGCCGUCACAGCGGUGGUGCAGUGCCACCACCCGAGUCCUAGCAACUGUGCCAGCUGCAUCAACAGCACUUCGCCGCAGCCAUCCGCCUGCCAAUCGCCGUCGCCCAUGGAGGUCACGCCCAUGCGACCGCUGGAGAGUUCCGCGUAUCCCAAGUACGACAACAUGGGACGAAGGAUCACCGCCAGCGGCGGACUGGGUGCAUCCACCCUUUCCCUGCCCGACGAAGAGCGGUACGAGAACGAGACGCUCUUCGGCCAGGCGGAGGCUCAGUCCAAGGGAAUCGCGGAGCAGGCGCAGGAUCUCCACCAGCCGCAGGAGGCGACUCAGGGCCAGGACAAGGGCGGCGGUCCUGGCGAGUUCGUGUCGCUCUAGUAUUACGGCACCCAGGUGUAAAUAGGUCAAUAGAUUCGUGUCCCAAUCGUUUGGUUCAUAUCAGUUUGAGAAGCGAGUGCCCAAAAUGAAAAUAUGUAAAUGUAAGAACCACGCAAUCUAUUGACUGCAUCACAGCAUCCUGGAGCACUAGAAACCAAAGAGCAAUUCACUCAAAUUCAAAAGGAUGUAUUGCCAGGCCUGUUUGUGCUUUCUUGUAAAAGGAUUUUUCAUUUUUUAAUUACCGAACCCUGAAAAUUGGCUCCAUGUAUGUAUUAUUUGUUUAUUAUUAUUUUAUUAUAUAACUAAAUGAUUUAUGGAUUUAUAUUUAUAAUUUAUAUUAAUAUACUUUAUUUUUUGUUGUUGUGAAACCAAGAAACCACUUAAUAUUAAUCCGAAAUCAAACAAAAUUUGUGAAAUUAAAAACCCAAUUGUUACUGGCAGAAAACUCCAAUCAAAAUCAGAGAAUUUAAGAAUGUUAAGUUAACAGCGAGGCAAGCACAGAUUACAUAUGUUUUCCAUUCGGAUCGCACUCUCAGACUAGAUACCUUUAAAGAAAAUACUUCCAAGAUUUAUAGCGUACUUCAUUAGAGAUCUUUAUACUGUCCCAAUCCUAGCUAGCAUUCGAUAUUAGUCCACUUGAUGUCUGUACAUUAAUAGAGAUCGAUAGCGAUGUAUUCUAGCAGGUAUAGCGACCAAAACUGAUCUUCAUAAAGUGUAUAGUACGAGCAACCGCAUAUUAUUGGAUCCAAAGCUGGUCUAGUCUUAGACAUAUUGCUUCUGGGGUGCUAGAGUUUUAGUGAAAGUAUCUAUUUACGUUUAAGAGAUCAGUCACUGAAUAGGAUUAGAAUAGGUUUUUGAUGAAACCAGAUACAUAAACAAUGAUAUCUCUAGAUAUGCAUGUAUACAAAAUGUUAGCAAGAUCUAUUAGGACCCAUAUACAUAUACGCCCAUAUAACCAUCUUCGAUGUGCAAUGGAUAUAUAAAUACAUUAUCUAGUUUUUAGCCCCAUAAAAAAGUUCCUUUCUUGUACAUAUGUAAAUGUUUUACUAAUUGCUUAGAGACUUUUAAAUCAAAGUAAUAUUAUGCUCAAUAACCUCAAAAGUAUCGCAUAUACACAAACUCAUGCCAACGUUUUUAAAGUCUGUUUUAACCUGUUAGGGCUAUUUUUGAUUAUAAAACCGUAGGAUUUGCUGAACACUUAGUACCUUUGAUUUAGUCAAUCUUAAAUUUAGACCACUCUUAUUCGGGCAAACAGAAUAGAACAUUUUCGGUUUGUCAAUCGCCCCAAUUUUCCACUCGAAAUCCUGUAAGUAGACCAAAGAUAAGUCUAGUACACUAUCUAUAUAAAUAUCUGCAUACGUUUGUACUUGUGUGUAAUCUGAAUGUAGAAUGAAAUGAAUUACAAAUACGACCUAAGCGAGGCUAUAUCGAUGUGUAUAUCUUAUAUAUAGUAUAUAUGUUUGAACAUUUAUCGAGAUCUAUGAAGAGGAGAGAGCACACAAGAACAGAGGCCGCAUUAAAUGGAUUUUUUGUGUCUGUAGAAAGUUUCAAAUUCGAGCUUGGUAAUGUAAAAUGUAAGCUAUAGAAGUCAAUAUAAGUACACGAUAAAUUCAACUUACAUGACCACGCCCACUCACCGCCCCUCUGCAUUAUGAAUGUGUGUGUGUGUGUUUGAUUGUGUGCGGAAUAAUUAAACACAUGAAUGCAAUGAAUUACUAUAAUAAUUAUGGAAAAGUAUGCUGGCAAAUAUUUGCACAACGUCCAUGAGAUUUUUACCCCUUCACCCCGUAGUUACCCCUUUUAUUUGUUUUAUCGCUGUUGCUGUUUAAUGUGUGCCGAGUGCCGAGCGAAGGGAUUUUUGUAUUUUGGUAUUAUGAACUGAACCAGUGCAAAUUUGCACAGCGCACACAAAACACGGCAAACAGAACAUUCUAGUUUUUACCGAAUUCCCCCCGUUUUAUCUGCGUACCUCAUUUUUGACAGCGCAGAAUGAAUGAUUCAAUUAAAGCAUUAUUUGUCCGUUUUAAUGGACAUAGGAUCUGAUCCUGAAACUGAAACUGAUAGGAGAACCCUGUACAUAGGCCAUUUUAAUUACAUCAUACUCGCGCAGACAGAGGCAAUAUUUUAUUCAUUUUAAAUCGUUUUAACUAAUUAAAACCAAAUGGAAACCGCGAACAGAGCGAGAGCAAAAGACAAGUGUAAACACGCAAAUAGAGUAAUGGUAAUGAAAAAUGAGAGCCCAGCAACUAGAGGAAAUUUAAACUAUGCUUUUAACUACGUUUCCCAUUUCCCACGACUGCCACGCGUUUUUCCGCACGGAACGUAACUAUGAUUUUAAUUACUCUUCUUGAACGCAAAUGAAAGGCACACACAGAUCCAGAUACCUAGACGCCAAAUGUAUCUGCGUAUCUGGAUCUGCAUCUCUGUUCGGUGCAAGUGGCAUGCAUUGAAGGGAAAAGCGAAAAAGCGGUAAAAAUUAACUUUUUAUGAGCGCUGCGAAGUGCCAAAAAAAAUUUAAUUCGAAUGAUGAAUAGUAGAAACAAGUUUUGUACAAUACCAUAACAAACGCAUUGCAUAUUGAAUUUUAACUUGAAUUCCAUUCAAAAGCUGAAAUUAGCCAAAUCCUACCAGCCACACAGAAUCCAUCACGAAUUCAUGCACACUUGAAUACUUGUCGUAUACGCAUUUAUAAAUACAAAACAUCACGACAGGACAGUUGGCGGCAGGACACACGGAUACGGACACGAACAUGACAGACCGGAAAAAGUGAACAUUUAACAAACAAUAUAACCGAGAAUACAUUGUAAUAGCAUUAAUAGAUUGUCAAGCUUUAUUACACACUAUAUUAACAUAGAUGGAAUAAUAAUAAUUAUUAUUAUUACAGUAAUAAUACGAGUAACAAACGAACACAAAGAGAAAUAUGAAUAAAUUUAAUAAAACCAAAAA